CUUGUAUCACAUUAGGUAAAUCUUAGCAGACCAACGGCAUUCACACAAUCCUGCAAGGUCAGAGGCCUGCAUCCACAGUCUCGAAGCUUGCUUCAGCGCGUCUUGCGUUUGGAAGACUCGAAUACGCAAUUUUAUAUUGCUGCAACGUAUACUUCUAUUUGCCGUUCAAUAUAUAGCGCAUAUCUAGGAGUACAAGCCCGGGAACAAUGCCGCUGGUUCUGCGGCACAUCGCCGGUCUCAAUGGCCAAAUGUUUGGCGCCAUGCGCUCAAUCCCCAAUUCAAGGGGACCUUAUAACAUAGCGCAGAUCAGCGGCGUUUCGGUCAUCCUUGGCAACGAGAACAACCUGGCUCCCCAGUUCACGCUGCGGGGGCAUGACGACGUCAUCACUGCCUUUGCCAUGUCGCACGGCGGCAGCAUGCUGGCCACGGGCCAGAAGGGCUCCAACUCGGACGUGAUCGUGUGGGACGUGGCGGCGUGCGCGCCCAAGUACAAGUUCCAGGAGCACGAUGUGGAGGUGGCCACGGUGUCCUUCUCCGCCGACGACCGCCUACUGCUCAGCGCCAGCUGCUUCACGGAUGCCAAGCUGUAUGUGUGGGACAUGGCUACUGGCAAGAUCGUGGCCAAGCACGGCCUGGAGCCCGGCAAGCGCAUCACGUGCUCUGCCUGGUCUCCGGCCCUGGCCAACGGUCGCGCCUACACCUGCGCCACCGCCGCCGGCGAGGAGCUGGCCCUGUGGACUGUGGACCCGUUCACGGGCAUGGUGUCGGGACAAAAGGUGGUUCUGGGCACGGUGCGGCGGGAGUACACCUCGCUGGCCUUCUCCGCGGACGGCGCCUGGCUGUACGGCGGCACCACCAGCGCCGACGUGGUCACGGUCAACGUGCAGCGAGCCAGCGUGCAGAUGACGCACCCGGUGUGCAGCGGCGGCGUGGGCGCGCUCCUCCUCAGCCCCGACGGCGGCGGCGCCUGUCUGGUGGGCGGCCGCGACGGCUCUCUGUCCACCUUCAACGCCGCGGGCGGCGCCUGGCGGGAGCUGCGGCCGUUCGCCAAGGUGCCCGGCUGCGUGACCAGCCUGAGCCUCAGCGCGGACGGUGGGGCGUUCCUGGUGGGCACGGCGCAGGGCGGCGUGUACAGGCUGGACCGGACGAGCCUGCAGCUGCACACCAUCAGCCAGGCGCAGCAGGGUCAGCUCACGGCGGUGGCCUUUGCGCCGGGGCAGCCCGAGGCGGUGGCCACAAGCUCAACAGACGGGUCCAUCUACGUGUGGAGCACGGCGGACUACACUCUGCAGUGCCGGGUCCAGGAGCCCACGCAGGCGGGCGGCGCGCUGUGUUGCGUGCUGACACGAGACGCCGUCAUCUCAGGCUGGGGGGACGGCAACAUCCGCUGCCACGCGCGGGCGGCCGGCGGCGCCACGUGCGCCCAGAUGUGGAUGAUCCCCGGCGCACACGCAUUGGCGCACUCGGUCGGCGUCACCGCCUUGCGGUUAUCUAACGGCGGCGCCUUCCUGCUGAGUGGCGGCAUGGGCGGCGAGCUGCGUGUGUGGGACCUGCGCUCGCGGGAGAUGGCGGCGCACAUGAAGAUGCACAACAGCCGCAUUGUGGGCGCGGCCGUCAUGGCGGACGACAAGCACGUGGCGGCGGCGUCCGAGGACCGCACGUGGAGCCUGUGGGACGUGGGCAGCGAGCGCGUGCGCACCACCUGGCGCGGCCAGUCCAUGUUCAGGGGAAUGGCGGUGUCGGCCGACAAGGUGUCGGUGGUGACUGUGACCCUGGACCGCAAGAUCCAGAUGUGGGACGUGCGCGGACCCGACCCGCGCUGGACCAAGGUGGAGGCGCACGGGAAGGAGGUGGGCUGCGUCGCGUCCGACCACCGCGGCGCUGCCUUCGCGACCGGCGGCGCCGAUCAGGCAGUCAGGGUCUGGGACUGGCGCAACGGCGGCGAGGUGGGCGGCGCGGCGUGCCACUCGGCGCCGGUGGCGGCCAUGGCCUUCAGCCCAGACGACGCCGGGCUGGUGUCGGUGGCGCUGGAUGGGUCCACGUGCUUCUGGCAGCUGACGUGAGGGGCGUGAGGGGCGUGCGUUCCGGGUGCCGUGCCGUGUGCGAGGUGGUGCUGUGGGCUUGGUGGUGUCGGGUGCAGACAGUGUUGCGUCGCGGUGUGUGUUUGGCACUGGCGGCAGUGGGGAGGGUGCAGGAAUGGUUGUGUGGCUGACGGUGGAGCGGGUGGGGGGGGGCCGCUGGCGUGUGGUGAAUGCGCGCGUUCCGGCUUGUGCAGGAGGUGCGAACCAGGUAGCACCGAGUGUGGACCUGCAGGAUGUUGUGAGAGCACCUGUCGUGGGCCGUGGGGCUGUGGAUGGGGGUUGCGUGCACGGCGUGCAGAGCCCCUCCGUGCAACUACCGGAAGAUAGCUGUUUCAUAGGUAGUUGGCAGCCGUGCGCAGUACAGGGCGAUGUGUGUGGGGUGUCGAGGCCCGGGCCCACAUCUUAGGACGGCGCUUUUCAGGGGUUGGCGCCCCUGGCGCUUCCUUCACCAUGACACGCGCCCUGACGCGCCCCUUGUAACUGUUAGGUCCA
Chlamydomonas reinhardtii is the source of this 2573-nucleotide messenger RNA. RefSeq lists its product as uncharacterized. The transcript has 17 exons. Bases 207 to 2063 code for a protein of 618 amino acids. NCBI's taxonomy places the organism in Eukaryota, Viridiplantae, Chlorophyta, Chlorophyceae, Chlamydomonadales, Chlamydomonadaceae. The record is from RefSeq and is a predicted model, not a curated record. Gene Ontology annotation, molecular function: protein binding.